This is a messenger RNA of Magallana angulata, 1929 nucleotides long. RefSeq lists its product as uncharacterized. The record is from RefSeq and is a predicted model, not a curated record. NCBI's taxonomy places the organism in Eukaryota, Metazoa, Mollusca, Bivalvia, Ostreida, Ostreidae. The coding region runs from base 165 to 1853 and encodes 562 amino acids. The transcript is spliced from 2 exons. Gene Ontology annotation, molecular function: protein binding; zinc ion binding.
UUAGGGUUGAUAUAUUUAUGUUUUUUUUUUACAAAAACAGAAACAAAUUUAGGCAAGUAUUAAAAAUGCAAGCUAUGAAUGAAUGUCUCCUGAUAUAACAAGAGAAAGGUUGAAAUGCUCUUACAAAUAGUAAAUGUACGUCAGAUGGUAGAUGGGUAAAAAAAAUGUCUACUGUUAAUGUGACCAUGGACCCUGAGUACAGCCUUCAGGAUAUUUCACGGUGUCAUCUCUGUGAGACCCCUGGCCCCCCAAUGUACUGUGAAAUUUGUCACAUACAUCUGUGUAAAGCAUGUGUGGGGGAACAUCUUUCUGAUGUAUCAAAAGAACACAAGGUGGUGCCAUUUGGAAAGAAAGGAUCUACUCCAAAAUGCUCAGAACAUCCUACAAAGCUAUGCGAGCUGCAUUGUGAACACUGUAACAUUCCAUUAUGUUCACUCUGUGUUUCGACUGGUGAACAUAUAGGACACAAACUAGUUGAUUUCACUCUGAAAAGUCUAGAAACAAAGAAAGAAAUUUUGCAAAAAUAUUUACUAGAACUAGAGACAUUCAUUUAUCCAAAAUACACAGAAAUUGCAUCCAUUAUUCUAAUUCAGAAAGCUGAUCUGAAUGAAAAUUCCAAAAAAUUGACAACAGCCAUUGACAAACAUGGGGAAGACCUACAUAGAGAAAUUGACGCCAUUAUCAAGAAACUGAAAUCAGAUCUGAAUGAAACGGACUCCAAAAACCUGGCAGCAUUAACAAAGCAAGAGGAAGAAAUCAAACGGACCACUUCCGAAAUCACAAAGAGCAUUGCUGAACUGAAAAAGUUACUGGAAUCCAAUGAUCUUAGCCUUGUCUCUGCCUACAAGUCCAGGAAUGCCGAAUUUAGAAGAUUGCCUCCUAAAUUCACAGUGUCCUUACCAAGUUUUACCCCUCAAGAGAUCAAUAAAAAACAGCUUUAUCAACAUUUUGGUUCUUUGUCAGCGUCAUCUAUCAAAACAGAAGAACGUGACUGCACAAUUGAUUCUCCAGGUUCAGAGUCCUUUUCCCAGUUUAGAUCGCUCAUUGAUGUACCACAAAUCAUCACAAAUAUAAACACCGAGUGUAAAGGAUUAUGCUGCGUGUCAUGUCUGAGUGAUGAAUAUGUAUGGACUUGUGGUGAUGACAACAUCAUGAGACUUUACAACCUUCGGGGAGAACUAGUGAAGUCCAUCCAAACCAAGUCAGGGAACACUCCACGGGACAUAGCAGUGAAAAGGAGUGGGGAUCUAGUUUAUACUGAUUACGAUGAUAGAACUGUGAACGUAGUGAAGAAUACACAGAUACAGACAGUGAUCAGACUACGGGGGUGGAUACCUCUCUAUAUUUGUACCUCUUCCACCGGUGACCUUCUGGUCAUCAUGAACAGUGAAGGUGAUGAACCAACAAAGAUUGUGCGAUAUUCUGGCUCCACAGAACAACACCGUAUUCAGUACGAUGACAAAGGUCAACCUCUCUAUUCAUCUUGUGCCAUUAAAUACAUAAGUGAGAACAGGAACCUAGAUAUCUGUGUGUCAGAUUAUGGAGCCCGUAAAGUAGUGGUAGUCAAUCAGGCCGGGAAAUUCCGGUUUACUUACACUGGUCCUCCCUCUUCUUACGAGGGAUCAUUCUAUCCGUACGGCAUCACAACAGACAGCCAGGGUCGGAUCCUGACAGCAGACCGUACAUAUACCAACAACCAAAUCAACAUCCUAGAUCAGGACGGACAGUUCCUCCGCUACAUUGACAACUGUCAUUUACAGUAUCCAUGGGGUUUAUGUGUGGACACCAAAGACAACCUCUUUGUGACUGAAAGCAGAACACGUAGAUUAAAGAAAAUCCAAUAUUACGUGUAAAUGAACUGUGUAUAUACUUAAUAUGUAAACCUAAGAUAAUAAUAGUCCUGAUAUCAUUGCUUUUUAAAUGUAUGAA